Caenorhabditis sp. 36 PRJEB53466 is the source of this 938-nucleotide messenger RNA. The record is from the annotation of a GenBank genome assembly. Lineage: Eukaryota; Metazoa; Nematoda; Chromadorea; Rhabditida; Rhabditidae.
AUGUGUCAGCCGAUCCAUAAGUGCGUCAGUAACCGUGACUCCCCCCCCCCCGCCAAUUUCAAACGGGCCACAUUGAUCUUACUCAUUUUUUCGAUGUUUACAUUCAAAUUCUGCAAUUUUUAAGCACACUUUGGUUGUUUCAGAGUUCGAGGAGAACCACAACCGUCGUCGCGCUGAUUCCAAUGUCUCCAACACGUCCAGCCGCCGCAGCUCGUCAAACAACAGUACUCUGUUGCUCCACGAUCAGAACACGUACAACUACGGAGUGGUGCCCACCAGCCAUCCCAGCCAACACAUGCCUUCCAUCAUCUGGACCCUCUUCCUCAUGUUCAAGUUUGACGUUAUCACUGCGAUGUUUGUCAAGCUGCUCUCGGAUAUCCUUCUCUUCUGCAACCCGAUGCUGCUGAAAUUGCUUCUUGAGUUCACGGAACAAUUGGAAAGACCGAUGUGGCAAGGAGUCGUGCUCGCGUUCACCAUGUUCGGAUCGGCUGAGCUUUCGUCCAUCCUGAUCUCCCACUUCCUCUGCCUGAUGUAUCGAGUCGGAACUCGUUUGUAGACGUGUCUCACAUCCGCUGUUUAUCCCAAGGUUCCCUCUCUUCCACUCGGCGAAUAUAAAUGUGACCUCUAUUUUCCAGACGCUCCGUUUGUCGAACGCCGCUCGUCGCGAGAAGACUGUCGGCGAGAUUGUCAACCUUAUGGCCAUAGACAUUGACCGCUUCCAACAGAUCACCCCUCAAACAAUGCAGCACUGGUCAAACCCAUUCCAAUUCGGAUUUGUUUUGUUCCUGCUCUUCCAGCAACUGGUAGUCUCAGUCUUCAGUGGAGUUGCCGUGAUGGUGCUUUUGUUCCCGAUCAACUUUGUGAUCACGAUGAUCAUUCGCAAGUGGCAGAUCUCGCAGAUGUACUACAAGGAUGAAAGGACAAAGAUGAUGAACUAG